AUGCCCUAUCCGCGGCCAGUCUCCCCGGUUUCUCUCGAAAAAUGCCCACCGCCAUUCGAUAUAGAUCCCGACGAUCUGCUCGGCUCAGACGAUGAACUAGACGAUGCUGGCCGAGAUGCGAGGCGCCGAAGAGUUGAGAAAUUGGCCGAGUCUUAUCUUCAGGGGAAGCCGCUGUUUAUUCUCUCCGCGUCGCUGAGAGGCCCUUUGGAGGAUGGAUGGGUUAAUCCAUGGCGGAAGAGUCGAGCGCGCGCUGGCAGCGCACCUGCUCCGAGGGCCUCGUUGAGCCGACCGACCUGCGUCCCGGAGAAGGUGGUGCAGGAGACUGACUUGCGCACUCGAAGGCAUUCCGAGAGACUGCCAAGUGAGACGAGUCGCCCCGAGAUCCCUGCCACGUCAUGGAACUCGCCUGCUGGAAGCUCCAUGCGAGUUGGGGAGCGCUCUUCGAAUUCAAGAUCAGGACGAACACACUCUGUGCCUAUACAACGGCUACAGCACAGUGAACGGAGCGAGAGAUUAUCUCGUUCCCCAGUCAAAGUCAAGGAGCUACCCUCUUCGGCAGCGAAUGAAGAAUCGUUCGCUCCCUGUGGGACUGCAGACUGGUUGAAAAAGGAUAGAAAGCGCAUGAACUUUACCAAGUUUGACCCGCCGAGUUCUCCGACGAUACCAGCUGCUUCUCGUCAAUUGGAAAAUAGAGCCCGUCGUCCUGCACCUCGCUCUGUUCAAGUGCAGGUACCGCAAACCCCGGCUUUUCCAACGAAAUUCCGCCCUGUUGGGAAGGACACGGUGAAGCCAGCUGCUGUGGACUCUACUUCUACUUGUCAUUCAUCUCUUCAUUCUUCCCGCUCCGCUGGCUCAACUGCGCGGCCUGUACCAACCGUUUCUAAGUCGUCGCCUUUCAAUAGAAAGAUCUCUCCGAGCAAGAACAUCUCGCUGGACAUGUCUCUUCGUGUUGUUUCCUCCUCCUCUCAGCUGCCACGGUUUGAAUAUCGCCCGUGGCUUCAUGAUAAAUCUAACCAGCAUGAACCGCCGAAAUCACCUUCGGACGACGAAAGCAUCCUACAGGAAGAGACUGUUUUGUAUGACGACACGCCCGAAGACAUUCCUCAUGACAUGCCUCGCAAUUCUCCAUCUACCAGUCCUACCAAAAAACAGGCAGGUAUGAUUAUCUCCGAAGCACCACAAUCUGAAGAAACAGAGGCUCACACUAAGGCCCCUGUUGUCGAUAAAGCAUUUCCAAAGAAAGAUAAAACCCAAAAGACUUCGUCUAAGGACCUUAGGUUUGCAGAUGAAGAAGAUGCUGGCACUUCAACAUACGAAAUUACCGACCACUCUGUGCCUACUGAGCAGAAUACCUGUGAGGAUCUGCCUUCUGCACAGGCGGUACCAGCGCCGUUGGGGAUCUCAGAUCGUAUGACAUCCUUACACUCGACGCUCUUGCCAAAGGAACAUAGCGAAAUGGAAAUGGACACCGAUAUCGACACGCAGCUUUCGACCCAGGCUGCGCUCCUGCAUGCACAGAAGUCUUUCCAGGAUGACCUGGAAAGCCCAACAUACCACAAAGCAACACCAGCCCAAAAGCGCCGAGCAGGGAGCUCUCCAGACGGUGCCACCUACUCGGCCAAUAUUACCCCAUUCUAUCGAGCUAUGAGCCCGCUCAUACCUGACAAAACCCGGAUGCAGGCAAUGAGUACUCAAUUCAUGCUCGACGCAGCCACACCGUAUACCUUCAGCACGGAGAAAAAGCCGCGUGCAUCUCGGCCGGAUUUCGGCGGAACACCCAGUACCAAGAAGAAAAAGACCGCCCAUAUCGCAGAUGCCUUUCCUUCGCCUGGUAAUGGCUCUCUCGGGCCCGAUAAUGAUUACAAUACUGCCCAAUCAGGUCCAGCAGGAGGAAGCCAGCGACUAGCGAGCCAAGAAUCGGAUCGACCGCCUACUUUCCGAUCCACUGCCCCGAACGCAUCAUUCCCAAUUACCUUUACCGGGUCAACACCGCCAACAAUACAAGAUGGCCAAGGUGCCCAGCAGGGAGCGGAAACCUUCAACUUAAGCCAAGCCAUUGCAGAUGCUGGGAGCUGGCUCCAGCAAAGCUUUGAUUUUGUGAAAGAUACUGGGCGACCCAGUCAGAGUCUUACAUCUGGAGGUCCUCAGCCUACUUUGAAUAUGGAUAUCUCUCGAUGA
Molecule: messenger RNA, 2178 nt
Organism: Penicillium canescens
Lineage: Eukaryota; Fungi; Ascomycota; Eurotiomycetes; Eurotiales; Aspergillaceae
Exons: 1
Coding region: 1-2178 (725 amino acids)
Source: RefSeq, a predicted model, not a curated record